Molecule: messenger RNA, 1430 nt
Organism: Histoplasma capsulatum G186AR
Lineage: Eukaryota; Fungi; Ascomycota; Eurotiomycetes; Onygenales; Ajellomycetaceae
Product: serine/threonine phosphatase PP1
Exons: 5
Coding region: 56-985 (309 amino acids)
Cellular component (GO): cytoplasm; nucleus
Molecular function (GO): protein serine/threonine phosphatase activity
Source: RefSeq, a predicted model, not a curated record
CUCUUGUGUCCGUUACGUUCCUUUCGGAUAAUUUUCUUGCUAGCGGCGGCAAGACAUGGCUGACCAGAAUGAAAUCGAUCUGGAUUCCAUCAUUGAUCGGCUGUUGGAAGUGAGGGGUAGUCGACCUGGAAAGCAGGUUCAAUUACUCGAGUCUGAAAUUCGCCAUCUCUGCACCAAGGCGAGGGAGAUUUUCAUCUCUCAACCUAUACUUUUAGAGCUUGAAGCCCCCAUAAAGAUAUGCGGCGAUAUUCACGGACAAUACUACGAUCUCCUGCGUUUGUUUGAAUACGGCGGAUUCCCUCCUGAAGCUAACUACCUCUUCCUUGGAGACUACGUAGAUAGAGGUAAACAGUCGCUCGAGACGAUCUGUCUCCUUUUGGCAUACAAAAUCAAAUAUCCAGAAAACUUCUUCAUCCUCCGCGGGAACCAUGAGUGCGCGUCGAUCAACCGUAUCUACGGUUUCUACGAUGAAUGUAAACGGAGAUACAACAUCAAGCUGUGGAAGACGUUCACUGACUGCUUCAAUUGUCUGCCAAUCGCUGCUAUAAUUGACGAAAAAAUCUUCACCAUGCACGGUGGUCUAAGUCCCGACUUAAACUCUAUGGAGCAGAUCCGCCGGGUAAUGCGUCCUACUGAUAUUCCUGACUGCGGUCUUCUCUGCGAUCUUCUGUGGUCCGAUCCAGAUAAGGAUAUAACUGGGUGGAGCGAAAAUGAUAGAGGCGUGUCAUUCACGUUCGGACCUGACGUCGUUUCACGAUUCCUACAAAAGCACGAUAUGGACCUUAUAUGUCGUGCCCAUCAGGUUGUCGAGGACGGCUAUGAGUUUUUCUCGAAACGACAGUUGGUCACACUCUUUAGCGCGCCCAACUAUUGUGGAGAAUUCGACAACGCAGGAGCCAUGAUGAGCGUUGAUGAGAGCCUGUUAUGUUCCUUCCAGAUCCUGAAACCAGCCGAAAAGAAACAAAACAGGUUCGGGCGGAGAUAAGAACUCUAGUCAAAACUUCCCACCUCGAUAUAACAAAAACACGCACGUGCACGAGAGAUGGAUAACCUGGAGAAUGGCAUCAGAAAACGAGCCGGCCAAUCCGCCUCCCUCACAUUCAAACACGACCAAGCGACAUCAGUAAUAAUAGUAACAGCAUGCAUGAGCCGCCUUCUUCCCCGCCUCCUUUCCUUUUGCCUCGAUUUCUUUUAAGAACCAGCUUAACCGACAUGAAACUGAGUAUUGGACUUCUUAAAUGGCCUUUUUCUUGAUUUUUCUUGUACGCUCCUCUGGUUUUGUUUUGUUUUGUUUUUUAUUUUUUUUGUUUUCUUUUUUCUCUUCAGUAAUAGGUCUUGAAUUACUUUAUUCGGUAACUUGAUUUUCCCUUUUUUCCCACUUUUCCUUAAAACUCAUAUGUAGCUGAUAAUAAUCAACCCUGCCGACAAUC